AUGGAAGAACUAAACUGUUUCCGCUUCAUGAUCCCUAGUCGUGACUGCAAGUCCAUCUUGUUACGCAAGAGCUCGCGAGGUUUUCAGCUUCCUUUCUUCUGCUCGCCGGAAACCGAUGACGCGGCUUGGGUUAACUCAUGGACGGCAGAGACGGAUGAUCUGGUCGCCACAUUCUUCAAGGUGUUUUCAUUUCACAUUUACGUACGAAGAUGUGUGUGGAGGAACCCAGAUCCCCCUCGCGAUGAAGACGUCGUACUCGUUGCCGAAGUUAUUGAUCUCAAGGAACCUGUUCAAGAACGGCCUGACAUGUUGUGGGUCACCUGGGCGGAUGCGAUACGGUCGAAAUGGAUAUGCAAUGAAGGUGAACCGAAUAUUAUGGAAUUCCUUCGGGACCUGCAACUCGAGACCGCGAUGCACUUAGUUCCACCAGAACGCCCUCCUUGGCGCAGGCCUAAAUGGUAUCAAAACAUAAGUGCGUGGGCAGCCAGAGUGAUUGAGGACCAGGGAUUUUCCGUUGUAGGCGGGAGCUUUCAACAGGUAGAGAACACCUUUACGCAUGGCGUGGUUCGUGUUAAAGUCAGCAGAGAAAAAUCAGUGACAGUGGCGUCACUCCGGGCUUUGAAGGACAUGGACGACAGCGUAUAUGUCAGAGCAUGUUUGCCAAUCGCUUCUGAACCGCAAGUAAUUGCUGGAAUUUCCGCGCUUGUUUGUCAGGACCCCGUACUACCGAUUGUGGGGAUCGGCAUUUCUCGGCAUAUCAUCGUGCAAAUUGGAGGCCUCUCCGGCUUCGAUGUCGAGCCCAAUCGUAUAAUGAACAGGCUGGCUACAAUGCACAUAAGUUCUAUUUCGGCAGUAGCGGCACUCAAGGAGCGUGGCGUGCCAGAUCGCAAUUUAUCAUGGAUGUCUGAUUCGUUCGACGUGAUCUGCCGACAUCGCUCAUUUCGGUCCAUGAGCUCCUCCAAUAAGCUUUACUUUCGAGGGCUGGCUCAAUGUGUUCGGAGUCUAUGUUUGGAACUUUCUGGUUAUGGGAUUCCGCACACACUGGUACAUGGCAAGUUGGGAGUUGAAGCCGUCUAUGGCAGCUUUGGAAUCGACCCAAAAGUUUUUUUCAAGAACUGGACUUUCUGUGGUAUAAGUCAUCCUUUGUUUGAUUAUUUGCACAUUACGGAGAUGGGGUUUCAAGCUAUCGACGACGAAGAGGCUAAAAAUCACUACUCUCAGUUUUGGAACGGAUAUGUUUCGAAGAAGACGUUUACCAAAGCGGUCGGUGUUGCUCGUCCAUUGAUGCAUUUGUACAAAUUAUACGCCUUUUUGCAUAUCCACGAUGAACUAGAGGAAGAUGAGCAAAGGGACAUCGCGAUUGAGAUGACAAGCCUUGUCCGGGCUGUUUCGGGCACGGUUGGUGCGGCCCUAGGAUUGUCGUCCGCAAAAACGGAUCGUACUGUGUACGAUCUCAUUGUUCCGAGCCCAGACGGAAGCUGUGUUCUGGCCUAUAAUUCAGGAGGUCAGAAGUACCUACCUAAGAUCUCGCUGACACUAGGAAUUCAUUUCGGAAGAGAUUCAUGGGAAGACAAUUUGGAAGGUUUGACAUCCAGUUUGGAUUCAGAGUGUGGGUUUAGCGCUUUUUUUCUCAGGCCAGCUCGCAGACGCACGGGACCCUGCGACGUCGUGGGAGAGAGUGUCCUGAUUACUGACUCUGUCGACACAUGGACUGUUAGGGAUAAGAACGCGAUGUGGUUGGAUUUAAAUCAGGCGUUGCGCUGUGUUUGGAACGAAACAUCUGAGGGGUUGAAACCUGUGCAAUUGCUCAAAGCCUAUGCAAGUGAGAGAACACUUCGAGUAGUCGGAUUCCCCCCAUGGCGUCGUGUCGCGUUUCUGAAGAGGGUCAUCGCCUGGGUUAAGCCUGCCUUAUUAGCACGGCAAAUGAAACUUGAUGGCGUUUUCCAUCAAGUACGAAACACGCAUCGUUCAAGCGUUUUAGUAGGCACUGUGAGGCCUGUGGGCGGUCCUGACUCCCGAACACAGAGGAUAUACGUCAAGACUGUCCCUGUCGAUUCGAUUGAACCGAGAAUGUCCCAAUGCAUUAGCUCUAUUCUUGCUGAUGUGACCCCGGAUGUGCUUGAUGUGAACCUGGGCUUGAACACAUUUAUUCAACGCGAUGGUGGGGAACAUGUUCCGACAGUUCUGGAUGUUAGAUUACUCGCAGAAACGAUCGCGACAUUCCAGAAACGAUCUCUUGAUCACAUCGAUGCGCUGGUAGCCAGUGGCGCUAGAUUUCGUGGAGUGGGCAUUGUGAAAGAGCAGCUACAAAAUUCAUUUCAGAACUCUCUCUUGGACUCUCUUAAUAACGAUGCCACUGUGGCGGAGCUGCGGAUGAGAGUUCCAGAAAUCAUAUUAUACUGCGACGAACUGUCUGGGACCGACAUCCCCUACACUUUGGUGCACGGGGACCUUCAUCUUGCAAAUAUCGGGUAUCUAGAUGAGAAGCGUUGUUACCAGAUAUUUGACUGGGGGACCGCGUUUCUUGGGCACCCAUUCUGCGACUUUGCAGUUUUCUGUGCAACGUCAAAUCUGUCAGAAGCGGAACGUCUGACUGCUGAAGAGGUGUACUUCUUGUCGUGGGAGAAGUACGGAAACCAAGGCGAAUUAGGUAGAAUCAACAGACUUGCCCUAAUUCUUUAUUGGGCCAUAAAUACCUGUUCUAUCUUGCAUGGUGAAGGUAACAGAGAGGAGUCUUGCAAGCAAGCAGUGUUGGCGAAACUGAAUACCUCUAUCACAUUUCUAAAAGGAUCGAUGGACGAACAUCGUGCAUACGAUUCUUCCGUUAGUUCGUCGCCCGAUACAAAGUUGUGCUGA
Messenger RNA from Chondrus crispus (carragheen), 2856 nucleotides. Its product is annotated as Aminoglycoside 3'-phosphotransferase and Choline Kinase family. Bases 1 to 2856 code for a protein of 951 amino acids. Lineage: Eukaryota; Rhodophyta; Florideophyceae; Gigartinales; Gigartinaceae. The record is from RefSeq and is a predicted model, not a curated record. The transcript has a single exon.